This is a messenger RNA of Pelmatolapia mariae (spotted tilapia), 1235 nucleotides long. It is a transcript of the gene oprl1, whose product is annotated as opiate receptor-like 1. Gene Ontology annotation, cellular component: plasma membrane; neuron projection. The coding region runs from base 144 to 1235 and encodes 363 amino acids. Gene Ontology annotation, biological process: sensory perception of pain; neuropeptide signaling pathway. The record is from RefSeq and is a predicted model, not a curated record. Gene Ontology annotation, molecular function: nociceptin receptor activity; neuropeptide binding. The transcript is spliced from 6 exons. NCBI's taxonomy places the organism in Eukaryota, Metazoa, Chordata, Actinopteri, Cichliformes, Cichlidae.
GAGGUUCUGGAGGUUCGGUUCGGAGUGUUCGCGCUGCCGGAGCUCGGACUCAGCUCGGAGGACCGGAGCCGUGCGCGCGCAUCGACGCGGAGACGAACAACAACUUGGAGUGAGCGUAAAAAUUUCUUCGAUCUCAGCUAAACAUGGACUACCCUGAAGACUUCGCGCUGCAGCCGUACAAUUUAUCGUUGUUUCUGAACAACUUCAGUUACCCUCAAAAUGACACUGACUACCUGCCAAUGGGGGUGAAGGUCACCAUCGUGGUCGUCUACAUGAUCGUGUGCGUCAUUGGUCUGGUGGGAAACUUCCUCGUCAUGUAUGUCAUCAUAAGGUACACCAAGAUGAAAACAGCCACCAACAUCUACAUCUUUAACCUGGCACUGGCUGACUCGCUCUUUCUGGCUACGCUACCUUUCCAGGGCACUGAUUUGUAUCUGGGCUUCUGGCCAUUCGGGAACACUCUGUGCAAAGUGAUGGUGUCCAUCGACUACUACAACAUGUUCACCAGCACCUUCACGCUGACGGUGAUGAGCAUGGACAGGUACGUGGCUGUGUGCCACCCUGUCAAAGCGCUGGACAUGAGGACUCCUCACAAGGCCAAGGUGGUGAACAUCUGUGUGUGGGUGCUGGCGUCCGCCUUCGGAGUUCCAGCGACGUUCCUGGGAAAUGUGGAAGAGCACGAGAACAGUUUGGAGUGCAUAGUGGCUCUGCCCGAGCCAAAGAGCCACUGGGAUCCCGUCUUUGGUACCUGUGUCUUCGUCUUCUCCUUCCUCAUCCCUGUGGCCAUCAUCAGCAUCUGCUACAGCCUGAUGGUCAAACGCCUGCGCAGCGUCCGUAUCCUGUCUGGCUCCAAGGAAAAGGACCGAAACCUGCGGCGCAUCACCAGGAUGGUUCUGGUGGUGGUGGCGGCAUUUGUGGUGUGUUGGACCCCGAUCCAAAUCAUGGUCCUGGCUCAGUUUCUGGGCUUCAACCUGAGUAGCCUAUUCACAGUGGUCCUCAUGCACUUCUGCAUCGCGCUAGGCUACGUCAACAGCAGCUUGAAUCCCGUGCUCUACGCCUUCCUCGAUGAAAACUUCAAGCGCUGCUUCCGAGAGUUCUGCCACCCGUCUCCAUUCCGCCUCGACCCCCAGCAGUCUGGCAGGAUGAGGAGCAUCGCCAGGGAGGUGGCGGCCGCCUACAGCUGCAAAGCCGGAGACGGCGGGGGGCUGGGGGGAGGGACGCCGAAUCCGGCAUGA